UGUUGCUUCUCACAAAUGGCUUCUACACUCUUCUGCAGACCCAAAGCCCUUCGAACCAUCUCCUCCUCCGUCACGUUACGACGCCGUCUUCCCCUGGUGGGAGCAUUCUGCGUAGUCACCUUGGGCAUCUCCAACCUCCUUCCCACUCUCUCCUUCUCCGCCUUCAGAACCGGCACUGCUCUCUCUCUCCCUUUUGCCCCUCUCUUGAGAUCAAGGUUUGGCAGCCAAUCAGCAGCCGUUCAUUCUGUGAGGAUGGAAGGGAGUAGCAGUGCCACUGUUCCAAGUAUUGUUGUUUAUGUGACUGUGCCCAGCAGAGAAGUAGGAAAGAAGUUGGCUGAAAGCUUAGUCAGAGAACAACUUGCAGCCUGUGUUAACCUAGUGCCAGGCAUUGAGUCCGUCUAUCAGUGGAAAGGAGAGGUCCAGACAGAUUCUGAAGAACUUCUUAUAAUCAAGACAAGGCAAUCCCUUUUUGAAGCUCUGACAGCGCAUGUCAAGGCAAACCAUCCAUACGAUGUUCCGGAAGUUAUCGCCUUACCCAUCAACGCAGGCAGUCUCCCGUACUUAGAAUGGAUCAAAAACAGCACAAGGGACUGACUCAAAGCACGUUCGAGUGUUUGAAGUAGGCAAGCAGAUGUUUCUAUUGUGUUUGAUUAUGUGCAGGUAUGUGUGCAAGUAUCCCAAAUAAAACAAGCUGUAUAUCAGCUUCCUAGUGUUACGGUUGUAAUCGAGAAUUACUAUCGCCGCCGGGUUUGCUGUUGGUCAGUUUCUAAGAUAAUAUGUGGACUCUAUAGUUAAAUAACUUAAGUUUACUUCUA
Messenger RNA from Pyrus x bretschneideri (Chinese white pear), 815 nucleotides. Its product is annotated as protein CutA, chloroplastic. The record is from RefSeq and is a predicted model, not a curated record. Lineage: Eukaryota; Viridiplantae; Streptophyta; Magnoliopsida; Rosales; Rosaceae. The transcript is spliced from 6 exons. Gene Ontology annotation, biological process: response to metal ion. Gene Ontology annotation, molecular function: copper ion binding. Bases 16 to 594 code for a protein of 192 amino acids.